Oncorhynchus masou masou (cherry salmon) is the source of this 1265-nucleotide messenger RNA. Its product is annotated as ventricular zone-expressed PH domain-containing protein-like. The transcript is spliced from 6 exons. Gene Ontology annotation, biological process: regulation of signal transduction. The coding region runs from base 165 to 1265 and encodes 366 amino acids. Gene Ontology annotation, cellular component: plasma membrane. The record is from RefSeq and is a predicted model, not a curated record. NCBI's taxonomy places the organism in Eukaryota, Metazoa, Chordata, Actinopteri, Salmoniformes, Salmonidae. Gene Ontology annotation, molecular function: phosphatidylinositol-5-phosphate binding.
CUAAUGUGUAUGAGGUCAUCACCCCGCCACCUUCAGGGACCAUGCCCUGUCUCCAUAGCAACUUCUGGCCCCAGGUUGGCCCAGAGUGAGGCCUAAGCAGGCCUGACGUGGACCAGACCAGGCUGAGGUGGGCCCGAAGCAGGCCCGAGUGAAGCAGAGACAUCAUGCACCAGCUGUUUGGCCUGGUUCUCGGCCAGAGGGACCUGUCGCGGGCUGGAGACCUCUUCUCCCUGGAAGACUCUGAGAUAGAGGACUGUCUCUCACAGGCCCUGGAGGAAAUCAAGGCUAUCUCCUGCUCUCCUGACUACCUGACCAAUGACAAUGACCAGGCGGUGGUGGAGAUCUGCAUCACGCGCAUCACCACGGCGAUCAGGGAGACGAGGUCCAUCGAGCGCCAUGGGGGGGCGUUAGUGAGUCUGUGGGAGUCCUGUCUGGAACACAACCUCACCCCCCAGGGCAAAGACGAAGACACACCCCAUGCCAAGAUAGCCUCUGACAUCACCAGCUGUAUACUGCAGAACUACAGUCGUCCCCCAGUGAUGGCUCUAGCAGUGCCGGUGGCAGUGAGGUUUCUGCAGAGAGGCAACAAAGAGCUCAGUAGGAACAUGUCCAGUUAUCUCUCUCUGACUGCCAUGGAUACGGCUGAACUACUGGCGGAACACACAGAGGCUAUCACCUGCAGCGUGCUGGGAGGUAACCACAUGCUCCUACGCGUGUUGCCGUCCGUCUACCCCAAACUGCCCCAUGCCAUCCAUCAUCACCUAGGCAACCUGACGGCCAUGAUGUCACAGCUCGAGUCACCGGAGCAACAACACCUGCUGAGGCUGAUCCAGAUGGUCGCCGAGCAACAGCCACAGGUGCUGAGCCCCCUGGUGCCCUCCCUGGUUGGUUACCUAGGCGAUGCCUCUCUGAACGAGACCCUACUGGGUGCACUAGUGUACGUGUCACAGGCUAGCCCCGCCUCCAUGGCCCCAUUCCUGCCCACGCUGAGGGUUGUCGGUCAGCAGUACCCGGUCCUGCUGGGACACGUGGUUAAAAUACACAGAGCUGUGGGCUUGACCAGUGAGGGUCGUACUCUACGGAUGUUUCUCUUCCUGUGUGAGGUAGGGUCGUACUCUAUAGAUGUUGCAGAGCAUGGACCUGCAAGAGCGAGUUACUGCUUUGAUGCAGAGAUUGACCGGUUGUUGUCCAUGGUCACGCCAAGGUUCUUUGCACACUGGAAGGGCGACACUGUGGUGUCGUCAAACGUGAUGGAGAAGUCUUGA